GAACCCGAAAAAACCCCUUAUGACAAUAGUUUUACGGAUCAUCCCGAAAACGAAAGAGAAUGUAUUUCAGUUAAAAAAAAAUUGUGUUAUAAAAAUUCCCAUAUUUACGUUUAUUGUUCAGUAAAAAAUAAUUUAAACUAAUGCUAAUAGUACUAAUGACUAGAUAAAUAUGCUAUACAAAUUAGCUUAGGCCUAGGCCUAACCUAUUACUAUUAUACUAUUAUACUACAAUUACUAAUUUAGUAAGUAACUAGACCUACGCUAGUACUAAUAAUAUUUAUGUAUAUUAUAUAGUAUAAUAUAGGAGGGCAUAUUCAUAAAUUAGAGCAUUUAAGUUAAAGUUUAAGACCUUGUCCUAUGGCUAGCUUACGUUUUAAGUUUUAGGCAUAGUAUAGGCUACCACCUAACUUAGUUUGAUUUUUAGUUAGGCCUAAAUAUUGAAGUCUUUGUAAUAAGUCAUAUAUCGUGGUCUGAAUUGUUUUGGAAGGAGUUUAAGUUUAAGUCAAGGCAAAAUGUUAGAGUAACUAAGUUACUAACUUUAACUUAGUUAAAGGUUAGGCCCUAUUCCUAUGGAGUAUGGACCUAUUAUAAUAAUUCCUAUUUGAUUAUUAGCCUUACCAUUGCCUUCUUAAUUUUAAUGUUAAAAACUAAACCAAAAGUACAAUUGAUUAUUUAAUGAGUUAUUUGUUUUUUUAGUGGUUUUUUUUUUGAGAAUGCAAUAAUUAAUUGACUGUAGUAUUGUAAAAUAACACAUUCUUUUUUUAUAAAGGCCAACAUUCAAUAAUGAUUAGUGCAAGUGACAAUUUUUUAAAGAGGCCAAUGAAUUAUAGUUAUAUGUCAUGCAGACAUGAAAUCCUAUUUUGCUAAGAGUAAUUAGCAACAAUAAUGCCUCAUAUUUUGGCGUGGGGCAAAGCAAAUUCAGGGGCUCUUGGUCUAGGGGGCUCAGAACAAAAUACAGUGACAUGCCCGCAGCAGGUUCUUUCAUUGGAAAAAACAGAAAUUCGACACAUAAGUACAGGAGAAAAUCAUACUUUGGUGUGUGUAAAUGAUGGCUCUGUUUAUAGUUGUGGUUCUAAUGAUUUUAAACAGUGUGGCAGAGACAGCAAUCUUGCAAAAUUUGGUAAGUUUGUGUCAUUAGACAGGUUAUUUUGAAAUAAAAUAAAAUACUUUUACUCUAACGCCCUAUCUUUUCUUUUCAGGAUAAUAAUAUCUUGUUCCACUAUUUAUUUUCUGUUAUUUUCAAUACUUCUCACAAUGAGACUGAAAAUAUGAUGUGCAAUGAUUUCGUAAUUCCUUUUUAAAGUUGAAAGAAGCUCAUCUAAUAUCAAAUCAAUAAAACCGUUAAAUUACUCUUUAUGAUUGUUAUUAGUUAUUAGGGGCUAGAAUUAAUUUUAAAAUAUUUUAUAUGUAUUAAAAAUAAAUUUCUUUCCUAUUUCAUUCAUGUUUGCUUCUAAACAAGUUUGAGUUAUUUUAAUUUUUUAAAAUUUUCUGAAUCCUAUUUGUACAAUUUGGUAUUUUGGCGCCUAAAGACACUCUUAAUUUUAAAAUUCAUGUUUCAUUUAAAUUAAAAAAAAAUAAAUAAUUAAUUAAUUCAGCCCUUGUGUGUCAUGGCACAACAGAGAUACCUAAACCUGACCUGUUGCUGUCUUAAUAUUUUCCUCACUGUCAUAGUAUAAUGUAGCUUAAGAAUUUGCUAAUGUUUGUCAGGAGACUAUACCCCACCAUUUGAUAGUUCUUCUUUUAUGCAGUAUGAUGUUGGCUGCGGUUAUCCAGGUAUUCGGCAUCUCUUCUGUUUCCCAAAUGUCUUGCAGUAUCUGUUUUUGUGUGUUCUGAUGAUAAAGUUUAUUCUUCAGUAAGUGCAUGACCAACCACAACAGAUCAUUUGCUUGCUGGUUUCUAUUUAAAGAGUGUGUGCACUUAACUCUUGUUCACGAUGAGUGUGACUCCUUCCUUGUGGCUAUUGCUAAUUUCAUGACUUUGAAAAAAAAAAAUUGAAUUUAAAAAUAAAAAAUUUGGCUAUUCAUUUUAAUUUCUUAGCACGUGUUGAAGAAGGACUACAGCCUCAUCAUGUAAUUCAUGUAGCUACUGGCACUUACCACAGUGUAGUUCUUACUCAAGCCCAUGAAGUCCUCACCUGGGGCAAAAAUAGGGAAGGUCAACUAGGGAGAGGGGAAGUCACAGAAGAAACCAGAAGUACGCCUAAGUGAGUAUAACAAUUUCCUUUAUUAAAAAUGAAAUCUACAUUGCCUUAUAUAAUCAGGUUAAAAGAGAUGAAAAUACACAUGAAAAGAGGAAAUUAAAACCUCAGUUAACUAAAUAUAAUGUUAAUUAAACAAAGUAAAAAAAAUCAAAAUGUUAUUCAAGCAAACUAAAGCUCUAACAAGUAAUAAAGUUACAUUUCUAAACAUUACAUUUUGUCACUAGAAUUAGUUGUAUUUAGAGUUAGCUAUUUACUGGAUGAGAAAUUUAAACUCCUGAAUAAAAGGAUUGGAGAUUAGAAUAAUAGAUUCAUGGUAUAUAAAUUUGAUACUAUUUCUGUCCUUAUGACUUAAGAAAUUUUUAUUAAUAAAUUUUUCUGAUGGAAAUUAAUUAAUGUUUAAAUUUAAAUAAGCAAUAUUCUGUUUUAUUGUUUGAACAUUUUCAUUUUAGGUUGGUAAAGUCUCUUGCUGUAUGCUGUGUACUACAAGUGGCCUGUGGCAAUGAUCAUACUUUAGUCCUCACAAAUGGUAGGCAUGCCAGAGUUUUACUGAUGCUUCCAUUUACAUUUUUUGUAUAUGAAAAUAUUUUAUGUCAUUUUGCCAUCUUACUUUUUAAAAUGUAUAUUUAAGAUAUUAUUGUUGACAUAAAAUUAUUUUCUUUAACUGCAGAGGGCCGUGUUGGUGUAUGGGGCUCAAAUUCUUAUGGCCAGUUGGGGUUGGGAUUAAAUACAGGAACAAAUAUAAAUAUUCCAACUUGGGUGGCCUCUAUAAGUGGCCUACCUGUGGCCCAGAUAGCAGCUGGAGGAAACCACAGUUUUGUUUUAUCUAAGUCUGGAGCCAUUUAUGGAUGGGGCAGAAACAGGUAUGAAAAUAAAAAAAGAUAAUAUACAUCUCCUCCUAUUUUUUUAAUAAAUGAUUUGAGUUCAAUUGAAAAUUUCUGGUUUGAACAAUGACUUGAUUUGAAAGUUUCAUGACCAGAAUAUUUUCAAAAUUAUAAUCUUUUGCUAUUUGCUUAUUUAUAUUUUAUCAGAAAAUUACUAAUUAAACUUUACUUAAAAUUAAAGGAAUUUCAAUUUAUAUUUGCAUGCGUUAAGAUAUAUUUCUUUUUUUCAGUUUUGGCCAGCUAGGCUUGAAUGACACUGCAGGUAAGAAUAUUACAUGCAGGCAUACAAAUAAUAUAAUGACAAAUAAUAAUUCUCGAGGUAUGUGUGUAUGGCUGUAACUCUGUGUUCACGAGGUGCACAAAAUAAUUUCCCAAAAGUUAGCUUUAACUGGGAUUCCUAUAAAGUGCAUCACUUGAAUGGAUGUUUUGUCAAGUAAAUUCAGUAGAUGGGAUGUUGACGCAUUGCUGCUGCCAUUGUUUGGCAGGUUAUUUUUAGUUAAUUAUAUAAUAAAAAUGCCUAAAUCCAGUAAUUUCUUUGGUUUAAAGAUUAUUAUUCAUUCUGAAUUUUAGUAUUUCCUUGGUUUUCCCACACUGCUAACAAAAUUCAUAUUUUGUGGAAAACUAAAGAAGAUGCUGAUCAGGAAAAUUUUUAUUUUUUUUUAUCAUCAAAUUCAAAUACUUAUGUUAUCAAAAGAGAUUGAAGUUCAUCACUGUGACUACUUUUGUGUCUUGUUGAAAGAAAGUUGGUUUUGUUAACAGUCCUUUAUUUGUUUCCCUAAAUGCCUUUUUUAUAUCACAAUGUUAGAAGUUUUGUAAUUUCUUUAAGAUUAAGUUAUCCUGUAUCAACUGAAGAUGCAUGAGAUUUUAUGCUUAAAGCAAAAAGUAAUUUAAUUUUUCCUUUGAAAUCUCUUAGCUAUCGUUUACCAAGCAUAAAUUCCAAUAAAAUGCUUAUUCUCUUUAAUCGAUUCAUAGGGAGUAAACAUUGGACCAGAAACUGCAAUAUUGUUAUAUUUUCACACAAAGGACCUAUUUUCAAAUGUUUUUUUUCUCUCUAUCCACCUGAGUCUCUUGUAAGUUUGUAUUAUUUGUAUCUCUUUUAUAUUUUAGAUUCCUAUUUUCCAAAGCAAUGUCGGCCAAUGCGUAGUCAAAGAAUUAAAUAUAUAUGCUGUGGGGAGAAUCACUCUGCUUGCCUCACUGUGGUAUGAAAUUUAUACUUAUUUCACAAUUUAAUGCACUGGUUGUUGAGAAAAAUGCAAAAGUUUCGUGAUAGUUUUUCCAUUAAAUGUGUGUCAGUUGAAGAGCCAAGAUUCCAUUUUAAAAUCUAAUUUUUAGGUCUUAUUCGUUUAAAAAAUAACUUGCUUUAUCUGGUGCGUAUUUGAACAUUGUAAAAUAAUGAAUAUUCACCUCUCUAUAAUAGAUAUUAGACUAAUUUCAAUUAAAAUUUUGUAGAUGGACAACAAUAAAGACAUAUAAAUAGAAAAUUAAAUACAAGCUACCUAUCAUAAGAAAACUUAACAAGCAGCAGAUGUUUUGGCUGAGCCUUUCAUCAGCUGACAAAGUUAUAGCGACAGAACAAAGUUAAAUAGCUGACAAAGUUAUAGCCACAGAAAAAAUUUAAAUAGCUGACAAAGUUAAAUGAAGAAAUAUUAAUGAAACAAGAAAGGGGAAGAAGAAAUGGAUUAUAUUGCUCUCAAAACUACCCUUUCUAUCAUAAACUGAUGAAGUCUGUCUUGUUUAGACCAUUGUUUUAUGACAAUAUUAAUAUUAUGCUAUGUUAAAAGGCUGCCUGAAAAUGGGAUGGACAUGUUUGCCCUAUUUUAUUGACUUCUUUAUGUGUUACUGAGUGUCAGAGCUAGUUAUUUUUGGCAAGAAAAGAAAUGUUUUGAAGUUGCAGUGCUCAUGGUCAAAUCCAAAUACUAUUUGAUGAAUUGACCUUUUUAAAAUAUAAAAUCUCAGAGUUGAAUACUGAAUGAUUGUUUUCAGGAUGGCAGAGUAUUUACUUUUGGAGCUGGCACUUAUGGUCAACUUGGACACAGCAGUUAUAACAAUGAGAUCUUACCAAGACAGGUGAUGGAGUUGUCAGGAAGUGAGGUGUCACAGAUUGCAUGUGGAAGGUAGAACUCAGUUUGUUUACCACACAUAGCAUUUUUUGUGUAUUGUUUUUGUAAGUUUCCACAGAGUGUAAUUCAUAAGUUUCCACAGAGUGUAAGAAAAACCUAUUUAUUCAGCUGUUUUGGACUAAUUACAAAUUGGUAAUGAGAAAAAAAAAAACCAAGAAAAACAAAGAUGCAAAUAUCGAAGUAAAUUUGUAAAUAUAUAGUUAUUUUGCCUCUUUAUUUUGUUGACUUAAAUAAAUACUAUUGAUAAAAAACAAAUUUUUAAAAUUAAAAAAAUGGAUUGUACCUUUGAUCCCAGAGUUAGCUUUUUUUUAUGUUGUUUAACAGAGGGCACACCCUAGCCUAUGUUCCCAGAACUGGACGAUUGUAUGCAUUUGGACUGGGAGGAAGUGGACAGCUUGGGCUUUCAACAACAGAUAAUAAAAACAGUCCCAUGUCUGUGCCUGGACCUUUUACCUCAGGGACUUCCCAGGGCUCUCCCAUGCAGGUGGACAACCAAGGACCUGACCUCAGGAUAAGAACUAUCUAUGCUGGUGGAGAUCACAGCUUUGUCGUUGCUCAAGAUGUAGAUGUGAGUUAUCCCCCUUGUGCUCUAUUAACUCUGCCGACAUUAGAAAUGUGAGAAUUAUCUUAGCUAGUAAUUUAGCUCUUUUUUUUUUCCAGGCAUCUUCCCAAAAUUGCUAUUCAGCUACUUUUAUUUCAUUCUGGACAUAAAGGCCUGAAAUUUGUUAUACAUAAUCAAAAGAUAUUAAACCAUUUUAUAUUAAAAAAUAUGAAUCAGUUUAUAUUCUUUGAAUAUGCUAUAUAAAAUAUUUUCAAAAAAUGUAUUAGUCAUUUUGACUAUGUAAUAUUAUUAUUAGAUGUCUUUGUUUCAGAGUUGUGUAUCAGAUGAUUUUAGAAUGGAAGAUCCAACAAGGCAAAUAUUGACUCUCACUCAGGGAAGGAUAGAGGUGCUCCGACCUCUUAAAAAAGAUGAUGUUCCGUCCGAUGAACUCACAGAGUAAGCAAUGAUUUUUGUGUGAAUAUUUAGUUUUCCAUAAUCUGCUGAUAAGACAGGUAUUAUCAAAUAUCAAAAUAUAAACAAAAAUAUUAAAUUGACCCAUGCCCAGUGCUGGUUUGCACUUGCUCUGGAAACUGGAAUGUCUUUGAAAAGCAAAAAAUAUACUCACAGUUUUUUAAUACAUAACAUAAAUCAAAAUAUAAUAACUGUAAAAAUGGUCUUUCAAUACUAUAGUGGUUAUUAAAUUUAGUUAGUUUUUUUUCAUCUUUUUUUUUACAAUUUUAUUUACCGUUAAAAAGGUUACCAAAUUCAAAUUUAUGCUGAGUAGAGAGGAUAAAUAGUUUGUUGCAUGUGUAGAAUAUAACAUUUUGGAUGUAAAUAAUCUCUUUACCAAAGAUUGAAAACAAUCUAAUCGCUCUUCUAGGAAAUUUUGUAAAAAAACCUGAAACUGUCAUUUUUUUACAAAAACAUAAUAAUACCUGCUCUGACAUGUUAGGGAUUGUUUAACUUUUUCUGACACAUUAUUGAUUCCUCAUAUUGUGUAAAAUUGUCUUGACAAAUAUUUUUCAGGGAAAUGACUAAAAUAUUCUCUUUUGCUUCUUGUUUAAAUGGAUCCUUUUUGUUGCCGUAAGUUUUAAUAAAUGUCAUUAAAAAUGUCACUUUUGUACCAUAUAAUUUUUAAACUUGAGAAAUAACAUUCUUCAAAACAUGAAUUCUUAUUAUCUUAGUUACAUAAAAUAUUGCAAUGCCAUGUUUUGAAUCUUUAACAGAAUCUCAGUAAUGAAUAAUUUAGCUACAAAUUCAUUGAUAAGUGCUUUUUAAUGUGUCAGUUUUUCUGUCCUGUCUUUGCUGGACUUGCAAAUGGCAAAUACAAAAACAAGACCCAAAAAUUCUUCCUUCCAGGAAUGAUGAUCACUAUGGAACUACAAGCAAAAAACAUGGCGUGGACAUGAACGCUUUGAGAACAUUUUUCAAAGAACUUAACCAACUUUCUAAUGUUGCCAUUAUGCAAAAAGUGAGUGCUUGAUUUUGUCUGACAAGUUUUUAACCUGAUAUCAUCUAUUUCCUUUGGAAUUUUUAUUAUGCACUGCACCUAAUUUCUCAAGAAAGCUGACCAUCGACUAUCACAAUUUUAUUCUUUCUAGGCCAGUCCUCUUGGUCGUAGUGUCUCUUUCUGAACAUUUAUUUUCCAUAAUUUAAAAUUGCUGUUACUAUUAUUUCAUGUCUAGAUCAGCACAAGUAUUGAGCAGAACCUGAUACCAUCUCUGCCCCAGUCCCCUCCAGAUGUUGAAGCUCUGCGUUUGUACCUCAUGCUACCCGAAUGCCUUUUAUUUGACCAGCCCAAGCUGUACAGUUCAAUCAUUUGUCCAUUUGCUAAAUCCUUCCUUUCUCUCAAUAAAGUAGCUUUAGCUGUUUUUGGUGAGUACAUGCUCUUCAGGUGCACCUUAUCCUGUCACCCUCACCAAUAAAAGGGCUGGUGCAUGUUUGAUCCAGUCAGCUUUAAUCAGUAUUUAAUUCAGUAUUUGUUCAUCCUGUCCCAAAUCACUCAGCUUUAACAGAGGUGUUUAUAUAUAUUAUUAUUUGUUUACUCUUCAAGUCUGAUGCGCCAGUCUAACUGGCUUUCUGCCGGCCAUGUUUUGACAUGAGCCAGGCUAUGCGGCGUUUCAUAGGGACUCUUUAAUUUUGGGAUUUUAUAUAAAUAAUUCGGUAUUUUGUCCAAAUCAAUAUUUCCACAUCCUCUUCCGGUGCUAACAAUUUUCAAACGUGCAAGGAAUUUGUUUUUUAUCACAAUUUUACUAAUAAAGUUAUGAAAUAUUGUCUGUGGUCACCUAGGGUCAAAUUUUAUCACAACAAAAUUACUGCGCCUAAACAUGGAUUUGAUCUACGAACACUAAGAGUUAAUUCUGUCCCCAAUCACUCAGCUUUAUCAGGGGUGUUUAUAUAUAUAUAUUAAUAUUUGUUCAUUCUGUCCCUAAUCAGUCGGCUUUAACAGGGUUGUAAAUAUAUAUUUAUUUAUUAGUAUUUAUUCCUUCUAUCCUUAAUCUGUGGACAUUGGCAUGUGGGUUAUUAAAUUAUUACUUAUAUGAAAUUAGUUCUACUUGAUGUUUUUUGGAAAUAUUAACAAAUAAAUUUUUAAAAAUUCUAGAUACAUGGUGGUCAAUCAACCAGCCGUCUUUCUUUAACAGAUUAAUUGUGGUGAGUUCACUCAAGAUAAUUUUUGUUAACAAUUCUUGUGAAAUUAUUAUUUUUUAAAAAUGUAUUUCCCUGCAUUGUAAAUUAAAUUAAAAUCUGAACCAAAACACUUGAAAGAUUAUUUAAUAUGUCAUGAAUUGCUGGCCCAACGGCACAUAAAACAAAAAAUAUUUAGUCUGAUGGAAAAUAAAAAUAUUUUUCUGUUAAAAAAAGAUUGCAGAUUGCCUUCAACUGUUUGCAUUUAUAAACAUCAACUGAUAUUACAUCCAAGGAAAUAUAGCAAUUACCUAUAAUGUCAUGACAUUUUAUUUGUUUUACAGAUUUAUAAAUCCUGCAUAGAGUAUUUAUUACAGUUACCAGAUACCACUAAUCCGUUAGAGGUAAGGAACAAUGCACAUAUGUAGAUGUUUGUAUCCUGUUUGAAAAUCCAUUACAUUAACAUUAUGGUUUGCUAAUAAAAUCUCCACACAUCAGCACAUCAUGGUUCGAGGCACGUACUUUUUAUUUCUUAAUGUGGAAGUUGCUAAUAAAAUCUCCACACAUCAGCACAUCAUGGUUCGAGGCACGUACUUUUUAUUUCUUAAUGUGGAAGUGAUUUUCUUUUUUAAAUUUUGUCAUGCAGGUCAGUAAAAGACAAGAUGGUCUUUAUGUCUCAAUGGAAAUGUUGCAAAAACUGAAUCAGGUAGAUUUGAGUAUCAGCUAUAGUAUUGGCUGUAAUAUAUAAAAAAUAACAAUUUUGUUGAAAAAUAUUUGAGCAAUACAGAGUGUUAAACCAUUUUAUUUUAUUUUAACCUGUUAUGCAUUAUAUUUUGGUUGUAACUAUUCCUAUUUAUUGGCUUUUUUUAGUUAUUUUUUUUUACAUUGCAUUACAAAUGGAUACGAAGAAGUAUAUUUUUUACGAUUAGUUAUUGAGUUUAUUUAAGAACUAAGAAUUUAGACACUUUGAAAGUCCUUACCUCAAAUGGCCUGGAAAUUCACGAGUCUCACCAUCUGUUGCUUGCACAGGUGAAUGAAACGUACAACCAGAUCAUCCCAUACCACAAGUUCUAUGUACCAGAACUGAAGGACAAGGUCAACAUAAGAGAUGAUUAUAUCAGCUGGGUGCAGCGAACGAAUCAUCGUAGUCAGGUGGGCGGUGUGACCGUACAGGUGUGUGCACUAACAAGUGUUCACCUUUGACCUUUGUUAUUAAUAACUAGUACCAAUAUUUUAAAUUUUACAAGCACUUUAUUGGGUAAUUCCCAAAUAAUUUAAUCUUUUUAUUCUUUGCUGUGAGUUAAAAUGUAGAGGGACAUGCAGCUGGUUGUUCUUUAUGGAAUUCAGGGAUUGUUGUUGCGGCAAGUAGCAGAUUUAAAGACAAGGAAUCUUUUCCAAAUCCUUUUACUUCUCUGUCUCAGAUUAUUUUGAUUUCUCACAAUUUAAGAAAAUAAUGACAUGUUGAAAAUGUUAUCCUCCUGUGGAGAUACUGAUCUUCCAUUGAGUGCCUUCCCAGGUGGGGGAUACAAGAAAGCCCACCAGAUAUGGCGGGUAAGGGGGAAAUAAAAUACCCAGGGCAGACCAAAAUGAGAACCUACUGCCUUGUAGGAAGUGGAGGGAUUCACAAAGGCCAAGGAACUUUACCCAAAAAAUUAAGGCAGCUACCUAGAGAGCUGUAAGUGGCAGCGCCCCACCCCCCCAGACGGUUUUGCGCAGGGCUAACAACCCGGUCAUGUAAAAAAUAUAUGCACGAUAGCCAAACAGCAAAAUAAAACCCGCACUGAUUCUAAAGGAAAUCGACCCGUGCCUGGAUAUGGACAUGAUUUUUGGAUUGCAGCCAGGAAUGUUAUAAGCCUGUUUAGAGUAGGAGCCUUAGCCAACGUAAUAAAUCAUCAGAUUAAACUUAAACCUCUAUUGCUAUAUUGCAAAACAUUUUGAUGGAAAAAUUGAGACAUCCCCAAGACAAAAUAUUAAACCAUUUCUUGUAGUGGCAUCAGUUAGGCCUGUAGCGCCACAAGGAUAGAUGAAAAUGUUAGCAAAGAUGGAGCCACUGCAUGGUUAGCAAAAAUGGAGCCACUGCUGCAUGGUUAGCAAAGAUGGAGCCGCUGCAUGGUUAACGAAAAUAGAGCUCACAGCAUAGUUAGCAAAGAUGGAGCCACUGCAUUGUUAGCAAAGGUGGAGCCACUGCAUUUUUAGCAAAGGUAGAGCCACUGCAUGGUUAUCAUAGGUGGAACCACUGCAUGGCUUGACAGUAUGAGUGACUGAUGAUUAUUGUUGUAUCGAUUGAACUUUGUGACCUGAUUGUCCUGUGUUGUUGUCAUGUUGUAUGACUGGACGUGGUGAGUUGUUUUCUUGAAUGUUUAAACUUAAUGUAUGAAUAUUGGUUGGAGAAGUGUAGUGAAUGGUCAUCCGAUGUGGGGUGUAAAAAAAAUGUAGAAUGGUGCAUAAAGGUUGGUUGUAAACACAGUCCACAGACUUGAAUUGAUUUUAUAUUAAUUAUACUAUUACACAUGGUUAGCAAAGAUGGAGCUACUGCAUGGUUCAUGUUAUCAAUAGCAGUGAACUCAAAGUAAUUUUUCUCUUGAUCUGCUACUGUUGGUGUUUAUUUAUGUUUGUAAAUUUAAAUGUUUUGCUACUAUUUAUAGGCAAAUGUAUAGUAAUUAUUAAAAACAUUUUUAGGAAAAUUUUAAUGUCAUCAUUACAUGUAAUAAGUCUAAUAAUUCUCUUUCAUUUCCAGGAAUUUCUUUAUUAGCAUAUUUCAUUUCUAACAAAUUUUAAAAAGAUAUUUAUUUAUUGCAGAAUUUGAUAUUAGUAUAGUAUAAUUUUGAAACUAUCAAGCAUAUUUUUUGUUAGUAUUGGUUUAUGGGUGGUUUCUUUGCAAGUGCAUUUUUUAGCAACUUUUCAUGUUAGUGAGUUUUUAAUGUGGGCAAAACUUGUGUGUGGGCACUUUUUUGUGCAGCUAUUUGAUGACACAAUUGAACACACAGGGCAACAAUCUGCCUCAAUGCAGUUCUUUGCACUGACAUAAUCCAACACACAGGGCAACAAUCUGGCUCAAUGCAGUUUUUGGCACUGACAUAAUCCAACACACAGGGCAACAAUCUGGCUCAAUACAGUUCUUGGCACUGACAUAAUCCAACAUACUGGAAAACUAACUGGCUCAGUGCAGUUCUUGGCACUGACAUAGUCCAACACAGGGGGAAACAAUCUGGGUCAGGGUAGCGUGAAGGAGGAGUCAACUUAUUAUUAGAUUGCAACUGCACUAUUGCUCAUUCUUCAGAAGAGCAGUACUGCAAGGGGGAUCACAGCACCCCUUUUUGCUCAUUCUUCAGAAGUGCAGUACUGCAAGGGGGAUCACAGCACCCCUUUUUGCUCAUUCUUCAGAAGUGCAAUACUGCAAGGGGGAUCACAGCACCCCUUUUUGCUCAUUCUUCAGAAGUGCAGUACUGCAAGGGGGAUCACAGCACCCCUUUUUGCUCAUUCUCCAGAAGUGCAGUACUGCAAGGGGGAUCACAGCACCCCUUUUUGCUCAUUCUUCAGAAGUGCAGUACUGCAAGGGGGAUCACAGCACCCCUUUUUGCUCAUUCUUCAGAAGUGCAGUACUGCAAGGGGGAUCACAGCACCCCUUUUUGCUCAUUCUCCAGAAGUGCAGUACUGCAAGGGGGAUCACAGCACCCCUUUUUGCUCAUUCUUCAGAAGUGCAGUACUGCAAGGGGGAUCACAGCACCCCUUUUUGCUCAUUCUUCAGAAGUGCAGUACUGCAAGGGGGAUCACAGCACCCCUUUUUGCUCAUUCUCCAGAAGUGCAGUACUGCAAGGGGGAUCACAGAACCCCUUUUUGCUCAUUCUCCAGAAGUGCAGUACUGCAAGGGCGAUUACAGCACCCCUUUUUGCUCAUUCUUCAGAAGUGCAGUACUGCAAGGGGGAUUACAGCACCCCUUUUUGCUCAUUCUCCAGAAGUGCAGUACUGCAAGGGGGAUCACAGCACCCCUUUUUGCUCAUUCUCCAGAAGUGCAGUACUGCAAGGGGGAUCACAAUGACACUUAAUGCUCUUUGUUUUAUAGGGUGGUGCUGUGAGAGACAUCCAUAGUUAUUUUAUUAGAUUUGCUAAAAUUAGAAUAUGGAGAGACUCUCCAUUCUCUCAGGUCAGUGUGUUUAAGUGCAGUCUUUCCACUAUGUGAAUCACCCUGGGUUAACAUUAUUCUUGUUGUUACUGGUCCAUUUCAGGGUUUGUACUUUUGCAACUAUCCAUUCCUAUUCGAUGGAGCGGCCAAAAGUGUUUUGCUUCAAACUGACGCAGCUCUGCAAAUGCAGGUAAUGUAUGGCAUUCAGGUUACAAUAUUUUAUCAAUGUUCAGUUAAUACUUUUUUUUUUUUUUUUUAAAAAAGAGAAUAUAUUAACAUCAAGUAGGAACAAUUUAGAAUUUGACUUGAAACACUGAUUCAGGUUUCAUUAAAUUUAGCAUUUGACUUGAAACACUGAAAGGCUUUACAUUUAAUUUUUUAAAGUAUCCUAAUUUGAGAUACAUUCUAUUAAACAUUUGCUUGAGAUGUCUCCACCAUUUGUUUGUUUCUCUAGAAUGCUAUUGAGAGUGCUCAACGUAAUCAUCUGAUCGGAUUGAUCAGUGGCUUACCCAUGCAGCUCUUUGAUCCUAUCAAUCCAUGUCUUGUCCUAAUCGUACGUCGGGACAAUCUUGUACAGGAUACAUUAGCCCAGCUGCAAACCAAGUCCAGUGCAGAGUUUAAGAAACCUCUUAAGGUAGAUUUUACAAGGAUUGCUACCACUUGAUGUCACUAGGCAUGAUGCAGUUAUAUUCAACUCUAUGCAGAUAUGAUUCCAGACCACAUCAUUGUCCUACCAUUAAGGAUGGUGCUUUGUGUCAAAUUAUUUUUUAAAUAAAAACAACAAGGUCUGCAAAAUUUGUUCCUCAAAAUGCAAUAAAAAUUUAUUUUAAAGUAAAAAUAGAUUUAAACGUAGCACAAUUGCCUUAGCCUGUCGUUGAGAUCUCACAUUUUCACUACUGAUGUCAUCCCCCAAAAGUCUAUAUAAAAUAAUCAUUUGUUGACCAAUGCGUACAAUCUCCAUUUCUUGAAGACUGCUGUCUUUUUUUAUAUGCUCUUGUUUUUAAUACUUCUGGAAAUGGUUUUACCAAGACUUUUUGUUUGUUUUGUUUGACAGGUUAUUUUCCAGGGUGAGGAAGCUGUUGAUGAAGGAGGUGUGAGGAAGGUAAAGAAAUGCUCCCUUUUUUUGUUGCUGUUGUUGAAACAUGACAUAAAAGUAUGGAGGACAGUGGUUGGCCUUUGUGCUGAACAACAAUGUGAAAUCUUAUCUUAGAUUUGCUAUCACAUAGCAUGAUGAAUUUGUUGAAUUUACUUUUCACUUACAUUGAUCUGCUGCUUUAAAGCAUUCCAUAGUUUGUUAAUUUUUUAAAAUUAACAAUAGGUUUACAAGAUUUAAGUAGGGAGGAUUUGUAAAAAUUCCAUAAGUUCUGCAAAAUUUCAAUUUCUAAUGGUUGACUUCUUUAUUUCAGGAGUUCUUUAUUUUAUUACUAAGGGAAGUUAUGGAUCCUAAAUACGGCAUGUUUAAAAAUCAUGAGUCAUCCCACCUCCAGUGGUUUAAUCCCUCGGUAAGUUAUAUCUUAUGUAGCUGCCACCAUUAGAUCCAGUUUGUCAUUUAAAUAAUUACAUAAACGAUUAGCUCUCUUUGUGUUGGCCAUGUGGUUCAAGAUAACUAUGACUGCCAUACAGGAAGUGCUAGCUGGUUUGAAUUUGUCUGGGAUCAUCCCAAGCUGUUGGUGAAUGAUUAGCCAGGUUAAAAAGGCAUUCACCCCAGCUACGAAAAAAAUUCGUAGAGAAAUGCUAAACCAUUUAGUAAAAAAUCAUAAGUCAACCAAAGUCAGCGGUCAGCAGCCUAAUUACUAUUGGAUUGUGUACUAAAAAAUGCACUGUGGUAUAAACAAUUAAUUUAACAGUCAAAAUAAAUCUGGAGCUUAAAUUAAAAAACAAAAAAUUAUAAUUAUGAUAAUCACCUUUUAUUUUACCAUAUUUUAAUGUCUUUUUUUUACAGUAGUCGAGAAAAAAGAUGGUAGUAAAAUAUCUUUUAAAGCUGUAGUUUAAAAUUUGUUUUUCAAUACAUUUUGUUAAAAAAAAAACAAAAAAACCCAGCUCUCUUCACAUUUUGAAAAGCAGAUGCAAUUUUUAUUUGUAUUCUCUAGACCUUUGAGGAGCCAAACAUGUUUAAAAUGAUUGGCAUAUUAUGUGGUUUGGCCAUCUACAAUUUUACAAUAAUUCACCUGCACUUUCCACAAGCGUUAUAUAAAAAAUUGCUCAAAAGGUUGGUUUUGUGUUGUAAAUUAUUUCAAUUGCCCAGUUUAAUUAAAUCUUAGUUUGCUUGAAUAAUUGGAAAUAGCUCUACUGCAGUAAAUAUGAAUUAUCUUUUCUGAUGACUUAUUUUAUUUUUAUAGCCUCCAAUUUAUUUGAAGGACAUGACAUAACUUCAAAAAAAGAAGGCAAAAAAGUUUAAAGUAAUUUUUACUUCUUGAAAAUGGUUAUCAUAACACACAAGGGCACCAUUUAGCUCAUUUCUUAGGAAAUAUUUUUUAAGCCACAAAUACUUUAAAUUCUGCUCUAUAAAGUGGAAAAAUAAAUAUAGCUUUGAGCACACUCUUGAGGGCUGGUAUGUAGAUACCCAUCGGAUGAGUGGAGCCUCUGUAAAAGUGUUUGUAUUUUCAGACCAGUCACUCUUGAUGAUGUCAAGGAACUUGAUCCUGGAAUCGGCAAGUAGGUACAUUUCUUAGAAAUUCAAGUGUAUUUCUAGCCAGUCAAUAAUACUAUAGAAAAAUUUAUGAAUUUAUUUUUGUAUGACACGCUACAGUUCCCAAUUUAUCACCAAAGUAGUGUCAUUGAUGACAGGGUUGCGUAUCUCAAAGUAGUGUCAUUGAUGACAGGGUUGCUCAUCUCAAAAGAGUGGCAUGAUUUUCUGUUUUAACUCUGCAGCCUGCUUAGAUUUGUAUUUCAUGUUGUCAGAUCAAUCCAUUAGAAUUGGUUUAGCCUUCUUUAAAAGCUGUUUUUAACACAAUAAUCACAAGAUGUACUUUGAUCCCCACAGAAGUCUACAAGAAUUAAUAGAUUAUGAAGGGGAUGACUUUGAUGAUGUUUUUAGCUUAUCUUUUGAAGUAAGUGACUAAAAAGUUGUAUACUCCGUAGCUUAUUUCAAUUUAUUGGCCUUGUGCAGCAUGUUACUGCAUGUUCAAUGUUCUUUGAAAGUUAGCAAUGUUAAAAUUCAAACAUGUUCGUCAUAACAUUUAUUAUUGUGUUGUGACCAUAGGUGAUGCAAGAAGUAUUCGGGGAAACCAAAUCUUUCGAGCUCUGUUCUGGUGGAAAAGAAAAGAUUGUCAACCAAAGCAAUAAGUAAGAGAAGAGUUGUCAUUUAUUACAAGCUAAUUUUGUAACAUUACUCUUUUUAUUUGCGCGCUUUUUCUUUGGUUGUCCCUUUGUUAGUUUGUGUAUGUUGAAAUCAUGUAUCUCAAUUUUGACUCACAUCCUGAUCACCGAGUUGAAACUUUGUAUACCGUAUUUUUGUGCAUAUAAGACGCAGGUUUUGGACUAUUUGUGUAAAAAAUAUUUUACUUUAGACGCAUAUGUAAUAUAAGAUGCAUCUGUACAUAAGACGCUGGUUUUGACAAUUUGUGUAAACAAAAGUUACGUAAGACGCACACCUCCUAGCCAUCUGCCACACUGAGCAAAUUAAAUCCAGUUGUUUCCUUUAGUUUAUCAUAAAUGAAAAUUUUUCCAAUGUUUCGUCACACGUCCGAUGUUAACAAGGCUUCAUUACCAUUUUUAGUUUACCGGUAGAUCAAGCAAUUGUCUGAGGCAGGACUGCAACUAUUAUUGUUUAUUCUUAUCUGCUGCCAGGUCAAUAGCGGAUGGGUUCAGUACCAAUAUCUAGAUUCUAGCAACAAUAAAUGCCAAAUUUAAAGGUGGCUUCAUUGAUAUACAAAACAUUGAAACGAAGGGAUUUUAAAUUUGAAGUGGCCAGCAUUGGAAUGGUACACAUAGUAAUUACUGAACACUUACCCAGUUGUUUUAUACAACUAGGAAUGAAAAUCGGGAAACGUGAAUAUUGACCACAUUAAUCGUCCUUCAAUAUCACACACUGUACUGUUCGUUCGGUUUAAAAAAUACUGACCAUAUUUUCUUGCACAUAAGACACACCUAAUAGAAAGACGCACCCGUAUAUAAGACGCGGGUUUUGACAAUUUGUUUUAAAAUAUUUUACUUAAGACGCACCCUGGGUCUUAUAUACGCGAAAAUAGGGUACCUAGCCCAUCCAGAUGAGAGUACAGCCCUUUAUGAUCAGUAGGUCACCAGUUAUCUCCACUGACCCUUUGAGUGACCUGUGCGGAUAUCUCUGGAACAGAAAGUGUUAAGGGACAUCGGGUUUUCAUUAUAGUGUUUCAUUAAGCAUUAUUACUCGUUCCCGAUAGUAAUAACAAUGUCACCACUGACACUCCUUAAUUCAUGUUCCAGCAUAUUAAUUUAUGUUCUACAUUGUUACGCACUGACUUGUAUUGGGAGAAAGUAAUCUCCUAUUUUAAUUUUAAUUUUUAAUUGGCUCGUUGUAAACAGUGGCUAACAAAGGACGAUACCAUAUAAUCAACAAUAUUAAAGAAUACGACCCAAAACAGUUUCUAGUUACAAUUAAUUAAGAUUUAUUAUGUCUUAAGAUAAUUACAAAAUAAAAUUAAAAUAAAAUUACAAUCUUCAACUUACAGUAUGGCAGAUGUCGUACCGGUACACAGUUAAUACAAUUAGAAAUAAUGAUGCCAAUAAAUAAUGCGAAAUAAACACAUAUAAGUAGGAGCACACAAAUACACAAAGAAUAAAACACGCCUCGUAAUGUUAAGAGAAUCUAUAAGAAAAUCUCCGUCUAUCGUCCGUGCCUGUCAAUCCCUUAUAUAGGUGGGUCUACCGACGCCCAAGCCCUGCCUUCGAGCAGCUACAUGACAUAUCUAGAAAAAUCCAAAUAAUUCUACAAAAUACUACUUGGAAUAGAUUAAUUAUUUUUAGUGGUAGGCGGCGUCAACAAGUUACUUCAAAAGGCCUAAGCCACACCCCUUUGUGAACACAGCGUCUCAUGCGGGGUCAAUCAGAGGGCACGCACGAGAAAUAUUAUAUAAACAAGCUCUCUAUAACAUACAUCUUCCAAGACUAAAAAGUACAAAAUAAAACACACUUUUUCCAAAAAUGUACUAAAAAGUUUAAAAUAAAUGUCCCCCAAAACUUCAGAGCUGUUAGAUAUGACUGUAAUUACUCUGAGGUUUGGGGACAUUGUAAGUACUCUGAGGUUUGGGGACAUUUAUUUUUUACUUUUUAAAUUGUGCUUAUUUUUAAAAAGAAUUUUUAAUUUAAAAAAAAAUUGUAUUACAUCUGACAGAAUGUUGUAUUUCUAGGUUUAACUAUACUGGCAGAUUCUGUUCACAAAUGGUUUUAUGUACAUUUAAUAUUAUUGUUUAAGGCCAUUUGGUCAUGAAACACUAAAAUCUCUAGAUAACCUGCCAGCUUUACUAAUUCAGUUGGAGCAAAAUUUGAUGAGGGGACUAACUGUUUUAUUUUUUAGCGCUUGGUGAUGGCCAGUUUUAAAGAUAAUGCAACACCCCACCCCCAACCUCCCCCCCCCCCUCCUCGCCUCUUCCACUCUCUGUACUUAACACUCAAUUAAAUUAUUAAAUGAAUAAUGGGGAAGUGAAUUUCAUAAUAUGGUCUUCAUUUUAUUUAAAAAUAAAGACCACCUGUAUGAGGCCAACCUGAGUGAUGUGUGUUUUGUUUGUUUCCAGACAUGAGUACAUCAAUCUUCAUGUGGACUACAUUCUCAACAAGUCUGUAGAAGUACAGUUCAGUGCAUUCAACGAAGGCUUUCACUCAGUUUGUGGUGGUGUGGUAUUGGAUUUAUUCCAUCCUCAGGAGCUCCAGGCUAUGGUUGUCGGAAAUGAAGACUACGACUUCAUUGAAUUCCAGAAGGUAUGGAAGGAUAAAGUAGCAAGUUUGUGUUUGUAAAUUUUUAAUGGUAAAAAAACAACAACAAUCCAACCUGUUUUAAUAAUCUAUCUUCUCCUUGGAAGCAAAAACCCUGUUGUUAAUGUUAACAAUAAUUAAAUUGUUUAUCUUAUGUGAAGAUUUCAUAUUUUCAACAAUCAACAAAAUAUCAAAGCAGUUUUAUCCCAAGAAAUUUCAUUCUCUUUAAAACAUGUAUCUAAAAUAAUGAUAAUAUAUGGAGGACUGUGCUUAAGCCAUGUGAAGUAAAUAAAUAGUAGAAUAAUCUAUGUUUAGGCUUGAAAAAAAGACAUAACAAUUAUGAGGACGUUUCUUGCUAAAUGUCUUCUUCAGCGGACAUGACAUAACAAGACAUAACAAAUAAUUUGAAAUUUAUAACUCAUGUGUUCCCAUAUCACAAUGUAGCUCUCUCAGUAUUAGUGUAGAAACUACUGCUUAUUUAAUAUAAUGUAGAGCUCCGCCCUUUUGUAUUUAUUAGUUGGCAGUGUAACAAGAUGAGUUUUACCAUGACAACUGCCACAUCUGUGGAUUCAUCUGCCUGAAUUUUAUAUCUAGAUUUGAAAGAAUAUUCUGCUUUUAAAGAUGACUGCCGGUUCCUUAAUUUGCAUGCCAGUUUCAUAUUUAUAUCACUUACAGAAUUUUAAUCUAACACACACCUUGCCAUGUUUGUUGCAUAACGCUUACUAAGUAAUUGUUAGACCAUCAUUUGGCAGUGCUAGAGAUUAACUAAAUAAGAAACUUGUUUCAGUGGCUUUUUCAUUGAUGCCAUGUCUGAUCUUUAAAUUGGUCACUUUAAAAAGUGGAUUGCAUUACUGUUAUAAAAAUAUUAAACAUUAUUAUUAUUAUUGUUGAAAUCCUGAAUUUUUUUUUCAGAUACAAAUAUCAGUUUGAGUUUGUUCUUUAAGAUUCUCAUUGACUUGUUUCCAGAGAACUAUUACUGACUACUGUAUAUACUCGUGUAUUAGCUGAAGAAAUUUUUGUUGUAAACUUCAUUUUAAAACACACACAGAGCCGACUUAUCCAUGAGUCAGAGCUAGUUUUGAUAGAAUUGUGUACAUUAAAUCCGGGGAAAUGUCAAGUUACCGGUGGUGCUAGUGUAUUUAUUGUUGACUUAGAUAUUGGUAACACACACACGGAAAUUUAAAUGCAGGCAUCUGGUGUGAUAAAUCUGGAGUCCAUCAUAUAAAUCGGCCAAAGUGCCGCGAAAAAUUAUAAAAAAGCCAGAAUUAGUAGCAUCAUGUUUUACCCUCCACUUAUCCACGAGUCAUAGCAUAUUUCAUAAUUUUUGGUUAAAAAAAACUAGACUCAUAGUCAUGUAUAUAGGACAAUUCCUUUUUGUGAGAAUUUUAUCCAAAAAUAGCUGCUGGAAAUACGGAAAUUUUCUUUUUUUACUAUUUAGUUCAUUUCAAUUUUAAUUGGACGUAAAAAAAUAAUUUUUUAAAAAUUCAGAAUACAGAUUAUAAAGGAGAUUACUUCAACAAUCAUCCAACCAUCAAGAUGUUUUGGGAAGUUUUUCAUGAGAUGAGCUUAGAAGACAAGAAAAAGUUCUUGUGUAAGUAUCUGAGCCUUGCUGAUUGAUUUAUUUACUGUUCAAUAAAAACAACAAAAUUAUUGUAAUAAUUUUAGAAAUUCAUUUAAAAUUUUUCUUGAAUAAAUUAUGGGCGCACUUUUCAUUCAUCAUUUUAGAGAUGAUUUAUAAAAUUCUUUUUGAAAUCAUUUUUCUAUUAUACAUUUUCAUUUCCUAGUGUUCUUAACUGGUAGUGACCGAAUUCCUGUGUUUGGUAUGAAAAAUGUGAAGGUAAGAAAUCUUGAUUGCUUUAUUUUAGUUUCACAAAAUGAUUAAUUUUGGAUAUUUCAAGAAUCAGAAUCUGUACGUUUUAUUAAUAUAUGUUGUGAAUUUUUUGCAUACAUUUCCAUUGACCAUGAGAUUUCUGUUUUACAGAUGAGCAUCCAGCCUUCUGGGGGAGGAGAGCAUUACUUGCCUGUCGCCCACACCUGCUUUAAUUUACUGGACCUCCCCCGAUACACUUCAAAGGCAACACUUAAAGAAAAGUUACUAAUGGCCAUUCAACAAACUGAAGGUUUCGGCCUCGUCUAGACUAAAUACCUACAGUUAGAAGUAACUGCUUUUGAUACUCAUUUAUAAAAAUCACCCUUCUGUUACUGAUGAGUAGCAGCCUAUUUCGUACCUCUACUUUUCUGUUUAUAAAAUCCAAUUCUGUUAGCAGUGAAACAUUCUGAACAAACCUGGUACAUUUUUAAAUGUUAGGCCUGAUUUUAAAUAAUAAACCAUGGCUUCAAAUACUAUUUGUGAAAACAAAUUUUUUUUUAUUGUCUAUUUUAUUAAGAUUUACUGAACUAUUUUAAAAAUAAAAAGAAUUUAAGAUGUAAAAAAAAAAAAAUUUAAAAAAAAAAAAAAAGAGAGAGAAGUUCUCAGCAAUUAAUUAAGAGAUGCUUAAUAAUUUUGUAUAAAGUUGCCUUUUUUUUUAUUGUCUAUUUUAUUAAGAUUUACUGAAAUAUUUUAAAAAUAAAUAGAAUUUAAGAUGUACAAAAAAAAAAAUUUAAAAAAAAAAAAAAAGAGAGAGAAGUUCUCAGCAAUUAAUUAAGAGAUGCUUAAUAAUUUUGUAUAAAGUUGCCAGAAUAAAGGACAAUGUCAUAUUUUAAAGACCAGCCAGUGUUUUGUCUCUGUGAACAGUGACCAAUACAGUCCAAUGCAAGAUAUUUUUUAUGGUACUCUUUAAAUAAUUGCUUUUGAUCAUUUUGGGUUGGGGACUUUAUUUCUAGUGUAUACUUGCACCUACCCUGUUUUUAAAGUCUAUCCUAGAAAUUUCCUUUAGACUAAUCUUUCCUUGGAGCAGGCCCUUGGUUUGCAAACGUUUUCAAGUUCAAAUGCUUUGCAAUAAAGCCAGUAUUUUCUCAAGCUCUAAACUUACACAUUUAUUGAGUGCUCGUGAUUAUUUUUUUCCUUAUAGUGUAUUUGCCAUUGAUAGCCGAGGUCAGUGGUUCCCAACAUGUGCUCCUUUGAAGGGGCUAAGGGCUCAACAUGCACUCUUCAGGGGCUCUUCGGCUGAUAGGGUAACACCUUAAACACCAUUGACUCGAUGAUAUAACCCUAGGUCUAAGGGACUCACCCAUAGAUAUUUAUUUUUAAAAGGGCUCGGUGAUUCGUAAAGGUUGGGAACCACUGGCUUAGAUAAUGUUUUAAAACUGGUUGAUUAUUUAAUUUUUUUAUAAGGAUUUCAAGUUGUUGACUGUUUGGCUGGAAAAAUUUGAAACAAAUCAUUGAAAUUAAAGAAAUAAAUAAUAAAAUUCGUAUCUAUUAUAGAUUAAUUAUUAUUUGAACAAUGCUGUUACAAAAAUAUAUAUAUAUCUUUUUUCUAAAAUAUAUCUUUAUAAUGAGGGCCUAGCUUCACUCCCAAAGUUCGGGGUUUCCAAACCACUGUUUGACGGUCUUGUAAAUAUACAUAAGUGUAAAUACAGGUACUGAAAAAAAACUUCUAAUUUUCUACUAAAUUAAAAAGAGAGGUGUAGAAAUUGGAAAAUAGACUUGUGACUAACGCUAAACAAAAGUAAAAUUUUAUGAAGAAAUGUAUGUUAGUCCCCCAAAUGUCACCAUACAAAAUUCCCUUUCCUUGCUCCCUCUGGGUGCCAGCUUGGCAAAUUCCUGAUCUAUAGAGCAUCCCGAGGCGGCCAUUGUCUGCCAGACACUGUUGGAGCAUUCUGCAUAAGUGUUGAAACAUUUGACUCAAAUAAACUUGGUCAUGAAUGUAAGGUCGCUCUCAACCACUUUGAAACAAAAAAACAAAUAAUUCAUUAAUAUUUUCUAAACAUGUCAAUAUGCUUUAGCAAAAGCUGUAAUAAACAGUAUGCUAUUCACAGCAUCAAUUAGAACUAAAUGUGACUUAUAAAGAAAAUGAUCUUUGGUCUUUACUCUGAAGUUGUACAAUUUCUUGAUAAUUUGUAUGGGCUUAUGAAAGCCAUAUUUUCUUAAAAGUUGGCUUAAGCAAGGGAAUUUCUAGUUUCAUUUGUGAAGCCCAAAAACUUGAUUUCCUUGAGUUCGUAGAGAGUUCCUUGAGUUCCUUGACCAUGGAUAUGAAGUUUGGCACAUGGCCCUUAGUUUCUUUCACUUUCUGUGCAGUAACAUUUUAGUAUCUGUGUCUGUCACUAAGUCCAGUGCACUCUGAACACUAUGGUUGUUAUUUUAAAAAAAAAAUAAAUGAUUAUUUACAGAUUUGUACCAUUUACAUCUUAUAAUAUUUUACAGUUUUUAAAUUCUCUUUUAUCUGCUUAUGUUAGAGAUGCUUGCAUAGUAUCUCCCUUUCUUAAUUUAUUUAAUUUACUUAAAGUAAAAGUAAAUACAUUUGUAAAAUGAUCUGGUUUAACAAAUUCCAAGAAAAUUUACCUGGAGCUGGCCUAUCAAUUUAUUAUAUUAUUAUUAUAAUUUUGGAUGACUUAUAAAUAUUUAACUUGGUUAAUAUGAAAUGAUAUUUGGAUAAAAUAUUAUUUCUUAUUACUGUAUAUCAGAAUUGAUUAAGUUCUUAGAAGAUCAUGUUUCUCAUCUGUUCUUUUCAUGUUAAUUAGAGAUUUCUUUACUUUUAAAAAAGAUAAAAUAAGUAACAAGCGAUAAUCAUGUUUUCUUUCAGUACUGACACAUCUUGCGAUGAUGUGAUCACGUUCUGUUCAGUACUGUAUAUCUUAACCUUGGCAGAAACUUAGUCUAUGUCUCACACUUGUUGGGUCUUGUUAUAUAAUAUGUCAAUACAAUCUAAAUAAAUCUGCCAGUAUUAUUUAAUC
This is a messenger RNA of Lymnaea stagnalis (great pond snail), 23212 nucleotides long. NCBI's taxonomy places the organism in Eukaryota, Metazoa, Mollusca, Gastropoda, Lymnaeidae. The record is from the annotation of a GenBank genome assembly.